This is a messenger RNA of Octodon degus (degu), 803 nucleotides long. It is a transcript of the gene Prdx1, whose product is annotated as peroxiredoxin 1. The record is from RefSeq and is a predicted model, not a curated record. Gene Ontology annotation, biological process: cell redox homeostasis; response to oxidative stress; removal of superoxide radicals. The transcript has 6 exons. The coding region runs from base 121 to 720 and encodes 199 amino acids. Lineage: Eukaryota; Metazoa; Chordata; Mammalia; Rodentia; Octodontidae. Gene Ontology annotation, cellular component: cytosol. Gene Ontology annotation, molecular function: thioredoxin peroxidase activity.
CGCGCACGCUUCGCGUGUCUUCUUCCUCUCUGUGUUGGUGGUUUGCGGUUGGAAGAUCCCGGCGUCGGAACUGGUGCGUGUGCGGGCCUCGCCCCCUUGUUGAAGCCAGCUGAUAGCAAGAUGUCUUCUGGAAGUGCCAAAAUCGGGCACCCUGCCCCCAACUUUAAAGCCACAGCUGUUAUGCCAGAUGGUCAGUUCAAAGAUAUCAGCCUGUCUGACUACAAAGGAAAAUAUGUUGUAUUCUUCUUUUAUCCUCUUGACUUCACCUUUGUGUGCCCCACGGAGAUAAUUGCGUUCAGUGACAGGGCAGAAGAAUUUAAAAAACUUAACUGCCAAGUGAUUGGUGCUUCUGUGGAUUCUCACUUUUGUCAUCUGGCAUGGAUCAACACACCCAAGAAACAAGGAGGAUUGGGGCCUAUGAACAUUCCUUUGGUGUCAGAUCCCAAGCGUGCCAUUGCUCAGGAUUAUGGGGUCUUAAAGGCCGAUGAAGGCAUCUCAUUCAGGGGCCUUUUUAUCAUUGAUGAUAAGGGUAUCCUUCGGCAGAUCACAGUUAACGACCUUCCUGUUGGCCGCUCUGUAGAUGAAACUCUGAGACUCGUUCAGGCUUUUCAGUUCACUGACAAACAUGGAGAAGUGUGCCCAGCUGGGUGGAAGCCUGGCAGUGAUACCAUCAAGCCAGAUGUCCAGAAAAGCAAAGAGUAUUUCUCUAAGCAGAAGUGAGCAGUGGGCCAAGAGAACAAAAUCUCUUUUGUACAUUUUUUUUUUUUUUCAUGCUUUAAACACGAUUUGUGUGACAAUGUGUU